AUGGCUUUGACAGUUGCAGGCGCUCAUGUGGCUGUUGGCCCUCUGCUAUCUGGUUGUUACAGCAUCGUCAAAGGAAUUAACCAGCUCCAUCAGAGUUACAAGUUCAUACCCCUGACACUGUCGUCUAUCGCCACGACCUGUAACAUGACCAGCUCAACCUUGGAACAGGUUGAGUCCACGCUCAAAGAUUAUACUGGCGCCUGGGGAAACCUUUAUCAAAACCUUCUCGAGCAGUUCGACGGCAUCCAGAUUGGAUGUACCAUGACUCUGUCCUUGCUCGAGACGCAUGUGUCGGACUUGCUCAAUAUCGCUGCCAGCGACGUACCUUCCAUGGCCCAGAAGACUGCGAGGAUCGACAAACUGAAAGCGUUGUACAACGAAUCCGACAUGAAGGAACUCUUCGGUCAAUUCAAAGACUAUAACGCUCUGUUGAACACAGUCCUCCAUCAUCUGCAGAGGUAG
This is a messenger RNA of Aureobasidium namibiae CBS 147.97, 462 nucleotides long. RefSeq lists its product as uncharacterized. The record is from RefSeq and is a predicted model, not a curated record. The transcript has a single exon. Bases 1 to 462 code for a protein of 153 amino acids. Lineage: Eukaryota; Fungi; Ascomycota; Dothideomycetes; Dothideales; Saccotheciaceae.